UGCUCCCUCGUAUUGCAGUCGCAUUUUAUUAAACUUUCAGCAUGUUUUCAAGAGUAAGGAAGAGGUUAAUUAAUAUGAUAUUAAUUGAUAAUACUGCAUCAAAGUACAUUUUAUCACUGAGAAAGUAUUCAUCGCAAAAUAAUCCAGGCUCAGUAAGCUACACGAAAAGAACGUGCACAUGUGGGUCAUUGAGACUGUCAAAUGUUGGUCAAGAUGUGAAGCUCUGUGGCUGGUUACAGUAUCGAAGAUUCAACAACAUUCUUGUUCUAAGAGACUGGAAUGGCAUUACUCAGGUGGUUGUACCUGAUGACAAGAAAGAGAUUAUGGAGAAACUGCAGACUCUAAAUUAUGAGACUGUGCUUGAAAUAAAAGGCACAGUGAUCCAAAGACCAGAAGGACAAGUCAACCCAGACAUGUCCACUGGAGAAAUUGAGGUGGAGCUGAAUGAUUUUUCCAUUCUCAACACAUCAAUGGCUGACCCUCCAAUUGUGGUCAGGGACAACCUGCAUGUUACUGAGAAACAGAGACUGGAGUAUCGCUACCUUGACCUGCGGAGGCAGCAGAUGCAGAAAAUAUUACGUCUCCGAUCAAAAAUGAUCAUGAAAAUGAGAGAAUUUCUGGCGAACCAACAUGAUUUUGUGGAUGUGGAAACUCCAACAUUAUUUAGAAGAACACCUGGGGGAGCCAAGGAGUUUGUCGUGCCCAGUCGACAGAAGGGAAUGUUUUAUAGUCUGCCCCAGAGCCCACAACAGUUCAAGCAAUUACUGAUGGUCGGUGGUUUAGAUCGCUACUUCCAGGUUGCCCGUUGCUAUAGAGAUGAGGGAACGAAGCCAGAAAGACAGCCAGAGUUUACACAGUUGGACAUUGAGAUGUCGUUUGUCGACCGAGAGGGUGUCAUUAAAUUGAUUGAGGACCUGCUGGUGUACAGCUGGCCUGAAGAUUCUCCCCCUGUAGGGAUCCCCUUCCCCCGCCUCACAUAUCAGCAGGCCAUGAGACUGUACGGGAUAGACAAACCAGAUACACGCUUUGGCUGGCAGAUCGAGGAUGUAACAGACGCCAUAAAAAACUGUGGUAAUGAAGUGCUAUUAUCGCGGCUACAGAACACUGAUUCUUGUGCCACAUUAAUUCGGAUCAAAGGUUUUAAGGAAAACAUAUCAAAAAGCACCAUAACAAAGCAAAGGAAGAAAGCUUGUACAAUGCUGAAUGAUACAAAGACAUUAGUAUAUGUUAUACGCGACGAAAACAGAGAGGGUGAAAAGGGGGGUGGAAAUUCUCUCCUCGUAAAGAUGUUGAACAUAGCUGAGGAUGAAACUGUCGUGAUGGCUGUUGGUUCCAACAUGGCUCCUUAUGAAGCCUUAGGAAGAAUGCGGCUUUUAAUUGCAGAUCACCUAGAAAGUAAAGGUUUCCAAGUGAGACCUAAGGAUGCCUUCAACUUUCUCUGGGUGGUCGAUUUUCCUCUGUUUCUACCGAAAGAGGAUGGGACAGCUGGUCUGGAAGCAGCUCACCAUCCAUUCACGGAUGCCAGGCCCCAGGACAGGGAGCUUCUCUUUACAGAGCCCCACAAGGUGAUAGGCCAGCACUACGACCUUGUUCUUAACGGAAGUGAAAUAGGGGGCGGUUCUAUACGGAUAUGUGACCCCGCCAUCCAGAGAUAUGUCAUAGAAAACAUACUUAAGGAAGAUAGUAGCGAGUUAGAGCAUUUACUGUUUGCCCUUGGCACUGGCUGUCCUCCCCAUGGUGGAAUUGCACUAGGACUGGAUCGGUUGUUCGCAAUUUUAUGCGGGACCCCAAGUAUCCGUGACGUCAUAGCGUUCCCAAAAUCGAGCGCUGGAAAUGACCUCAUGUCAGGGUCUCCUGCCCCAGUUAAACAGGCAGAGCUAGACUUUUACCACAUACAAAUUAAAAAAGAAUAAAAGAAGACCACUUAAAAAAGAGUAAUUUAAGUAUUUUGUUUUUUAUUUUUUAUGAUAUAAUAAAAUGAAGAAAACCAUA
Messenger RNA from Mya arenaria, 1992 nucleotides. RefSeq names its product aspartate--tRNA ligase, mitochondrial-like. Gene Ontology annotation, molecular function: ATP binding; aspartate-tRNA ligase activity; nucleic acid binding. The record is from RefSeq and is a predicted model, not a curated record. The coding region runs from base 42 to 1913 and encodes 623 amino acids. Gene Ontology annotation, cellular component: mitochondrion; cytoplasm. Lineage: Eukaryota; Metazoa; Mollusca; Bivalvia; Myida; Myidae. The transcript has 18 exons. Gene Ontology annotation, biological process: aspartyl-tRNA aminoacylation.